This is a messenger RNA of Ctenocephalides felis (cat flea), 347 nucleotides long. Its product is annotated as ragulator complex protein LAMTOR3-like. Lineage: Eukaryota; Metazoa; Arthropoda; Insecta; Siphonaptera; Pulicidae. Gene Ontology annotation, cellular component: Ragulator complex. The record is from RefSeq and is a predicted model, not a curated record. Gene Ontology annotation, biological process: positive regulation of TOR signaling; cellular response to amino acid stimulus.
GCUUUUGACGUAUUACCACGAAUAGAACUGUCAAAUAAUCAAGACCAAUAUUAUCAACAAAUCUUCAAAAUGAUGUUAAUAUAAUUGUUUAACCACGUUUAUAUUAUUAAAAAAUGGCGGAAGAAUUAAAAAAAUACCUUAAUCAGCUGCUCCAGAGGGUUAAUGGUUUGUUAUGUAUUCUCAUAACAGAUAGGGAUGGCGUACCAUUAUUAAUUGCUUCCGAAAGAGCCCCUGAGCUGUCUAUGAGGCCAGGUUUUCUAUCAACUUUUGGCAUGGCUACAGACCAAGCUAGUAAAUUAGGUCUAGGUCGUAAUAAAACAGUUAUUUGUAUGUACUCAAAUUAUCAG